AUGAUAAGCUCCAAGAAUACUACGAAACAUAGAGUGGAUGACCCAGAGCCCAGCCAGAUGAGUCAUGAUCGAAUUCCCGAAGAGCCGGAUUCUCCAGCUCACAAUUUCUGGAGCCGACAGACAUACUUUGGGUCUCUCGUUUUCAACCUUGGAACCUUCUUUCUACCAGCUUUAUACAGUACCCUCAGCAAAUUGUGGGUGGCCGAUAUUGAUUCCGGCCAAGUAGCCACUACGGAUGUUUACACAUAUAUCGGCGUCAUCGUUGAGGUCUUGAAUGACAGCUUCCCCCGCUCUGCAUGGCUGCUUAUUGGUGAUAAGGCAACACGGCUGUAUCAACACCGCUUGAAUCUAGCACACAUGAUAAUCGGCCUUACCAUGGCACUCGGUUUCAUCAUGAUGAUUAUCUUCUUGGCAUAUCCCCAAAGCCUAGCAUCCGCAUUUGUGCCGGAGGAUGUUCGAAAGUCAUCUCUUACAUACGUACGACUGUCUUCAGUUCAAUUUUUCACCUCUGCAACCGAAGCUGCUCUAUCCUCUACCACCCGAGCACUGGACAACCCUGAUGUUCCAUUGAUCAUUAAUUCAAGCAAAUUUGCCGUCAAUAUCUUGCUUGACUUUCUAAUAAUUUCCAAGUAUCAUGUCGGCUCUUCAAAGCCGACGGUGAUCACUCAAGCCAUUAUCAGGCUCGUUUGUGACACAAUAUCCGCUCUUGCUGGCUUGAUCUACUUUGAACUGGUGGUCGUUAGGAGGCAGCGGAAAGAGACUGACAGAGAGCAGCGAUUUCAACUGAGUACUUUCGACUUCAUGACUAUUCUUCGUCCAAGUGUCUACACCCUUACCGAAUCUGCCAUUCGGAAUGCUAUUUACUUGUGGCUUGUCAACAGAAUUAUUCAGCUUGGACAAGACUAUGCUACCGCUUGGGGUGUGUUCAACACGAUUCGCUGGGGUCUUGUUAUGGUUCCUGUGCAGGCCUUACAGGCAUCAACCCUGGCAUUUGUCGGACAUAAUUGGGGACAGUUUCGAGCCUCCCAGGAAACAGAUUUUCCCAAGGCGUCCCAUCGAGAAAUAUCAGAAAUCAUUCGUCCUGCCGCUCUAUCAUGCAUUAUUGCCUUGAUCUUUGAAGUCAUCAUUUGCAUCGCUCUUUCAAUACGAGGAAUCGGUGAAUUUGCCUAUUACCUAUCUGACUCAAGGCAAAUAGCAGAAAUAACGCAGAGGAUGUGGAAGGUAAUCGAUUGGACCUACGUUUUUUAUGGGUUGAACUACCAACUUACUGCAGUCUUGCUGGCUGCUUCACCUCGGUGGUUCCUCUAUCAGGCUCUUGGGUCAAACCUCCUUUGGAUGCUGCCGUGGGCAAUUGUCAUGACAGAAGCCUCAUUGCCUGCAUCCAUGUCUUGGACCUACUAUGCCAUCAUAUUUGGUGGGGCAAUGGUUUUCGACUUCUUUGAUGCUGGCCUGACACUUCUUCUUUGGAUCAAUAGACUGCAAAGAGGAAAGAUCAACAUCGGUUUCGUCAAUCGACAGAGUUGA
This is a messenger RNA of Penicillium macrosclerotiorum, 1524 nucleotides long. RefSeq lists its product as uncharacterized. Lineage: Eukaryota; Fungi; Ascomycota; Eurotiomycetes; Eurotiales; Aspergillaceae. The record is from RefSeq and is a predicted model, not a curated record. The coding region runs from base 1 to 1524 and encodes 507 amino acids. The transcript has 4 exons.